Molecule: messenger RNA, 4046 nt
Organism: Agrilus planipennis (emerald ash borer)
Lineage: Eukaryota; Metazoa; Arthropoda; Insecta; Coleoptera; Buprestidae
Exons: 14
Coding region: 121-1683 (520 amino acids)
Source: RefSeq, a predicted model, not a curated record
CAUAAGAUGGCUCAUGUCAGUUUUCAAUUAAUAAAUUGCUGUAAUGUAUAUCUGUUAAAUUUACUUGACUGAAAAUUAUCAUUUACAAAAUUUUUAAUAUUUUCGGAGGAAUUGCUUAAAAUGUCUGCACGACCUGGUGGAGGUCCAUCUAAAUUACCUGAGAGAUCUCGUAUAAGUCAAAGACAGCAGCCGACCUGUCCUGUAGGACAACCUGCAGGAUCCGUGCAAUCACGCCGUCCUAGUACCAGUUCAGCUGUUGCAGCCGCAAGUCGACAAAGAACGUCUGGUACUAAAACGUCCUACCUUCCUACCUCUACUAAAUCUUAUGGUUAUGGUUAUGGUGGAUAUGCAGGUAGACAACAACCACAACCUGCUGUGGCUGCAAAAGUUGUUUGCCCCAAGCAAACUUGUCCUCGUCCGGCUGAUUCUAAGACUUCAUGUCCGGCUCGCCCAUCAACAAGUAAAGGAAGUCAGGGUUCCUUACGACCUUGUUCUGCACCUGGAGGACCACCAUGUUCUCGAUUAUCUCAAAGACCUGCUUCUAGAGGGUCUUCUUCUGGACGGUCUAGAACUUCAGUUGAACAGACGGAUGGAAAACUGGUUAAAAAAGUGACCAGUACUGUCGAAAAGAGACUUGAACAGCCUCCUUGUCGAAGCCGUGACGGUUCAACGCCUCCCCCAACCCUAGUAACAACAACCACUACCGUCGAAGAAUAUUUUCAACCAGAUCAAGCGGGUACGUCAGGUGCAGCAAACCAAAAGAAUAUAACGGAAGCGUUGGCGAUGGUAAAAGAAGAAGAUCGUGAGGUAAAAGAAGUCAUGCGAUAUCCACCCCCUUCGAUAAAAAGUGCCGCACCUGAAGACUAUCCUCUACAGAAAAAUCUGGAGCAAUUGAAAAUACAACAUAUUUCAAUUAUGGGUCGAGAGUCACAAGCAAAAAUUGAACUUCCUCCUCCAGAUGUUCCCACAGAAGAAGUGCAACCAGAAACUUUGGCACAGAUAAUGUUUACGGAAGAAAGAGGAAUGAAAAUGGAUGCUCCUCCUGAUCAUUUGGUUGCCCAUUUGUUUCCAGAUCGUGACGACAUGGUGGAAGUAAGUUCUGUGACGCAAGGAACAAUGCAAGAUGUGGUUGUUCCAACAGCGGUUCCUCCAGCACUUCAUUCUUCAGUUCUUAAAAAAGAUGAUAUUCAUAGGGCUAUGGAAACAGUAUCGCAAGUAGAAAAACCAGCAGGUGAUAUUUUUUCACAAUCAAAGGGUGGUGGUUCGGCUCCACCCAAUAGUGUAGCUGCUAAACAAAAAAGAUCCGGUAAACCAGUGAAACUUUUGACCGAUACGACUCCACCCUGGAUCAGUAUCGAUUUAGAGAAAAUGCAAGAUAUAAUAGGAGCGUCACCAGCAAGAAAAGAAAUUACUAAAUUAGAUGCUUUAGAAGAAACAUUAGUUCCCUCUGAUACUGAUCCUAACAGUUUAGAAUAUUAUUUGGCAAUGGAACCACCACGACACCAUUCUAGAGUUCAAUUAAGAGGAAGUCAGAAACCACCUUGGUUCCCAGGUUAUUUGAUUGCAUUACCUGAUAUUCCGGAGUGUAUAAGACUAGCUAAGUCGCCUAGUGCCGUUUUGGCAGCGGCAUGGAAGUCCGUCCAGCCAAAAAUAUUUGACGAGACAAAUAUAAGUUUUGCUUGAUUUUAUUCUCUUGUUUUACAGUAAAAAUUAUAACGAUACAAUUUAUUUUACUUUCAUUGUCACAUAAUAUUUGAAUUACAAAUCACUAUUGUCAACAACAGCAUUCGUUUAUUGCCUUAUUAAAACAUUUUUGCCUUAGGUAGGUAUAUAGCUAUUGACCCCUAAGAAUUAAAAAAGUCGUGUGGUGUCGUGGGACAUCCGCUAGAACGAAGAUUCUUAUGCUAAUCGACAAAUAUUAAUUAUAAAUUUUGGGCAAGAUAUUUUGUAAAAAAAAAAACUGAUGAACAUCUAAAAUAUGCAUUCCGUAAAUGUUAUCUGCUCACAAUAAUUUAAAAUGGUAGUUUUAGGACUAUCGACUGCUACUAACAAGUUAGUUUCCGAAACUUUUUAUUGACAAUAAAGUUAACAUCGGAUUUUUUUAUAUUCAAUAUUUAAAAAUCUUCGGGAACAAUAAUAUUUCGGACGGUGUAGUCGCAUGAGAUUCCAUCUUCAUACUAAAAAAAUGCAAUUUCAAAUUAAAAAUCGAACUGUUUCAUGAUUUUUAUUUAAGACUGCAUAAAUUAACUAAUUUAUUCCACACGUGGACCACACUGUAUACAUAACAAGCAAACGUACAAUACAAAUUCGUGUUUGUCUGAUCUCUCAAAAGCUUCAAGGCAAUUACGACUUGAGACAAUGUCCUUUAAAUGAUUAUAAUGGAUGAGUUAGUGAAUGAGUUUGGGAAACAUGGUUUAUCGGAGCAUGUUUUAAAAAACGGUCGGACCUUGCAGGAAACACUCUCUUAUAUUUAUUCGCAUGAAGUAAUUCAAAAAAUUAUUGUGCAUUUUAAAUUCAAUCGCAGGGCGUUUUUAGGCGAGAAAACAAAAAUAUUAAUUUUGUAUUUAAUAACCCGGCUACGUUAAUUUAAUAUACUGUUAUUUUUACCUUUUUCUCGCGCCAAAUAUAAAAGGAAAUCAUUUCAAAGUGGCUUUUAAACCUAAAAAAUAUUUUUUUUACGAAAUUUCGUGUCCCUAACAUCGAAUUUACAUACAACAGUUUAACAACCAUUUAAUCUGCUUAGGGAAUGAAAUACUAACAAUCUUUUAGUGGGUGCUUGUUACAAAAUUAAUCUAUCUUUCAAAUUUUAUGUUUAUACCUUUAGUAGUUUCAGUUCUGUGCUUAUGGAUCAGUCAGAUGUACUCAUUAAUUAAUUUAUUGAAAAUUAAAAAAACACCUAUUUCCUUUCUUAUUGCACUCCGAGUGCCCUUACGUUCUAUAAAUAACUCGUCAGUUCUUCUUUUUAGUUUUCAUCAUCUCUCUCACUCUUGUAUUGGAUUACAUUUAAAGUUGUGAUCAGUGAAAACAAUUUUGUAGUUCCAAAUUACCGGGGUGCACUUUCAGUUUCCAAUAUAGAAAUACUUUUAUUUCUUGAUAAAUUAAUUUCUCUCUUAUUAAACCAGCUACAGAUACCAAAAUGUAUUCAAAUUGUUGUAAAGCAUCAGUAAAAAGAAUUUUGUAGUUAGAAAUUGCCGCUGUGCAUUUUUAAUUUUCAACCCCUACAAACACGUGGUUUUUGUUAAUUGGUAAAUUAAUUUCUCUGUUACUAAACGAGCUGAAAGUACCAAAAUGUAAUGUAGUCGUGGGUGGCUAGCAAAAUAUUUUACAAUACAGUGGGUUGGCUAUGUGAAAGGUGUCCGCAUUUUAAAUUCAAAUUAUCAUGAUACCUUCUCGCCAAAUUAAAUGAGCGCGCUGUAGUAGAUAAACAUAGAAAUGUUACCUGUGAUUCGAAAAUACAUGUACCUUCGUGAAAUUUUUGCUUGAAAAAGUGCAAGUUCUUGGAGACAAGAAAUUUCAUACCGAACAAUUUGCCUGUGAAGGAAGAUUCCUUACAAGUCAUAGUCACAAAAAUAUUUUGUAAAACAGUACUGCGAACUAUUCGCCUACCCAGUUUUCUCUGAGCGUUUUUGGUGUGGAAGCAGACAUUGCUGUGUUGUUAUUCUAGAUUCUAGAAUUGUCUUAUCAAAUUCAUUGAUACAUUAAAAGUUGGAGUACCAACCCUAAUGGAUUUUUUAUCUAAAAGAGGAAUUCAUUUUAAGUACCCAUUUCCAAUAGAGUUAAGUUUAAAUGGACUAACUCUUUUAUUUUCCACGCCUUUGUGUUGUGCGUUUUUCAAACAAUAUCAAGAAUUUCCAUUUAACGAUUUAGAGCAAAAUGUUCAGGUUGAACUUACAGAAAAGUUCAAGGGUAAUCCCCCUGCAAGUGUUUAUUUCAACAAAGGCCUUUAACUUUUAACGAUGAAACACUUAGAGACUCUAUAUAUUGACAAAUGUAGUUUUAUUAUAGACAGUGAAAUAAUUUUGUUGUUAAUAAAAAAAAAACACUAA